Messenger RNA from Coregonus sp. 'balchen', 6852 nucleotides. Lineage: Eukaryota; Metazoa; Chordata; Actinopteri; Salmoniformes; Salmonidae. The record is from the annotation of a GenBank genome assembly.
AUGUCUCAGCGUCUGAGAGAGAUGUGUGUGGUGUUCGCAGGGCCGUUGCCUAGCGACUACACAGAGAGGGAUGUGAGGAGGCUGUUCAGCAGCCGUGGAACCGUACGAGCUGUCAGGCUGCUGAACGCUACACAGCGGGUACGUGACCUGAAAAUAAGAUCGCUAGUCCAGGGCCCGUAUCCAUAAAGCGUCUCACAGUAGUGCUAGGGAGGUAGAGUGGAAGGAUAGAGGGAGGGUGGGAGGAUAGAGGGAGGGUUAGAGGUUAGGAGGUAGAGUGGAAGGAUAGAGGGAGGGAUAGAGGUUAGGAGGGAGGGUGGGAGGAUAGAGGGAGGGUUAGAGGUUAGGAGGUAGAGUGGAAGGAUAGAGGGAGGGAUAGGAGGGAGGUAGACGUGGAGGUAGAGGGCGGGCUAGGGGCGGGUCGGUGGCAGGAUAGGGGAGGGCUCGGGUUGGAGGUAGAGUGGAAGGAUCGGGGCGGGUUGCGGUUAGGGGGGGGUGGGCGGACUGCGGGCGGGUUAGAGGUUGGGGUCGCGUGGCCGGUGGGAGGGCUAGGGGGGGUGCGUGGCGGUGGGGAGGGUAGGAGGGAGGUAGGUGGCAGGAUGAGGGAGGAUAGGGGGGUAGAGUGGAAGGAUAGAGGGAGGGAUAGAGGUUAGUACAGGAGGGAACUAAGCACACACCCCUGAGGGACCCCUGUGUUGAUGGUCAGCGUGGCGGAUGUGUUGUUGCCUACCCUCACCGCCUGGAGCCGGCCCGUCAACCUGCUUGAAACAAGUUGGUAUUACAGACCGGCUUAGGUUGAAAAUGUCAGUGAAGACACUUGGCUGCCGGUCAGCACAGUCAAUUUAGCUCGUUUGGUAAGUUUGUGUUGCUGGGUAGCUCGUGGCUGGAUUUGGCUUUGUAGCCUGUGAUAGUUUUGCAAGCCCUGCCACAUCCCUCAAGCAUCAGAGUCGGCGUAGUAGGAUUCGAUCUUAGUCCUGUAUUGACACUUUGCCUGUUUGAUGGCUAGUCGGAGCUCGUAGCGCCAUUUCUUAUAAGCCUCCGGAUUAAUGUCCCGCUCAUUGAAAGCGGCAGCUCUAGCCUUUAGCUCAAUGCGGAUGUUGCCUGUAAUCCAUGGUUUCUGGUUGGAGUACGUACGGUCACUGUGGGGACGACGUCGUCGAUGCACUUAUUAAUGAAGCCGGUGACUGAUGUGCUAAACUCCUCAAUGUUAUCAUAUGAAUCCUGGAACAGAUUCCAGUCUGUGCUUAGUGAAACAGUAGCUUAGCAUCCGCUUCAUCGGACCAGCACGAACACCUGAUUCCACUCAUCAAAGUCUUGAUGAGGACCAGAGUUGUCGACCAGUGAUCAAAAUUACUUUCCUAUGAGUAUAAGUGCCUCAUAAAUUCGAGUUUGACCUUUCACCUGUGACCCUGUGAUGCCUCUUCAGAUGCAUGCAGAGGUAGAGUUUGAGCUGCUGGAGGGAGCUGUGCUGGCUGUAGAGAUGCUCAACGGAACACUGCUACACAACGGACACAUCAUCAAGGUCUGGAUCGAUCCCGCUCUCUCUCGUUUUCUGUUUAUUUGACUCUCUUACUCUGUCUACGUUUCUCUCUCAUAACCCCUUCUCUAUGCAUCUCUGUCUGGUUUAUCUGACUGUCUCUCUGUCUACGUCUCUCUCUCGUAACCCCUUCUCUAUGCAUCUCUGUCUGGUUUAACUGACUGUCUCUCUGUCUACGUCUCUCUCUCGUAACCCCUUCUCUAUGCAUCUCUGUCUGGUUUAUCUGACUGUCUCUCUGUCUACGUCUCUCUCUCGUAACCCCUUCAAUAUGCAUCUCUGUCUGGUUUAACUGACUCUUUCUUCGCUUUGUCUCUCUCAAUCGCUAUCGCUUUCUACCCUGCCUCUCUGUCUGUGUCUCUUUCCCCACUCUCUCUCCCUUUCCUUUUCUCAUAUACUCGUUCUAAUUUCUCCCUCUUCGACCUCUGACCUUUGCUCCCAGUAAUUCACCCUUCUGUCUUGUUGCUCAUGCUCUUUCUGAAUUUAAAUAUUACUGUGUUAUAUCUCUCUCCUGCUGUUAGUUCCAAAGACGUUAAAGGAGUCACGCUGGAUCUACGUCUUUCUGAGUCCUCACACCCGUAAUGCCGCUCACGCCGAGGUAAAGGCUAACGCUAAACCACGCUUGAGCCAAAGUCAAUGGGCUGGCAAUGCUGAAGGAGCUAAGUCAUGAGACGGUAAAGCUAACCAGCACUAAUCAUGGCUGCUAAAUCAACGUAAGACUAAUAAGCUAUAGAGCUAGGCUAUUGUCCAUUCAUUACAAUCUAAAAGGCUAAACUGAUCCUAGAUCCACACUCCUACUCCGAGAGGCUUUAUGAGUACUGGCCCAGGGAUCUCCAAUGGGUGCAGGCUUUUGUUCCAUACAAAUCAUAUUUUAUUUGUCACAUGCUUCGUAAACAACAGGUGUAGACUGACAGUGAAACACUUACUUAUGGGUCCUUUUCCAACAAUGCAGAGUUAAAGAUACAUUUUUGUUUUUAUAUAUAGAAAGUGACACAAGGAAUAAAUAUACAGUGAAUAACGAAUAACAUAGCAUGGCUAUAUAUAGGGAGUACCAGUACUGAGUCGAUGUACAGGGGUACGAGGUAAUUGAGGUAGAUAUGUACAUAUAGGUAGGGGUAAAGUGACUAGGCAACAGGAUAUAUAAAACAGUAGCAGCAGCGUAUGUGGAGAGUGUGAAAAGUGUGUGUGUGUGUGUGGCAUCAGCAUGCGUGUGUGUGUGGGCGUAUGUAGUGUGUGUGCUAGGGUGUAAGUAUGUGUGAGUGUGUAGGUAGAGUUCAGUGUGUUUGCAUAGAGUCAGUGCAAGAGAGUUAGUGCGGGUAGCAAUUUGAUUAGCUAUUUAGCAGUCUUAUGGCUUGGGGGUAGACGCUGUUCAGGGACCUGUUGGUUCCAGACUUGGUGCAUCGGUACCGCCUGCUGUGCGGUAGCAGAGAGAACACUCUAUGGCAUGUGUGGCCUGGGAGUCUUCCUCUGACACCGCCUGGUAUAAAAGGUCCUGGAUGGAAGGGAGCUCGGCCCUAUGAUGUACUGGGCCGUACUCACCACCCUCUGUAGCGCCUUGCAGUCGGGUGCCUUGCAGUUGCCGUACCAAGCGGUGAUGCAGCCAGUCAAGAUGCUCUCGAUGGUGCAGCUUUAGAACUUUGAGGAUCUGAGGCCAAAAUCUUUUUUGCCUCCUGAGGGGGAAAGAGGCGCUGUCGUGCCCUCGUCACAACUGUGUGGGUGUGUGUGGACCAUGUUAAUUCCUUAGUAAUGUGGACACAGAGGAACUUGAAGUUCUCGACCCGCUCCACUACAGCCCCGUGGAUGGGGGUGUGUUCACCCCUCCGUUUCCUGUAGUCCACGAUCAGCUCUUUUGUCUUGCUGACGUUGAGGGCGAGGUUGUUGUCCUGUCACCACACUGCCAGGCCUCUGACCUCCUCCCUAUAGGCUGCUUCAGCGUCGUUGGUGAUCAGCUCUACCCCUGUCGUGUCGUCAACAAACUUGAUGAUGGUGUUGGAGUAGUGAGCGGCCACGCAGUCGUGGGUGAACAGGGAGUACAGGAGGGAACUAAGCACACACCCCUGAGGGACCCCUGUGUUGAUGGUCAGCGUGGCGGAUGUGUUGUUGCCUACCCUCACCGCCUGGAGCCGGCCCGUCAACCUGCUUGAAACAAGUUGGUAUUACAGACCGGCUUAGGUUGAAAAUGUCAGUGAAGACACUUGGCUGCCGGUCAGCACAGUCAAUUUAGCUCGUUUGGUAAAUUUGUGUUGCUGGGUAGCUCGCGGCUGGAUUUGGCUUUGUAGUCUGUGAUAGUUUUGCAAGCCCUGCCACAUCCCUCAAGCAUCAGAGUCGGCGUAGUAGGAUUCGAUCUUAGUCCUGUAUUGACACUUUGCCUGUUUGAUGGCUAGUCGGAGCUCGUAGCGCCAUUUCUUAUAAGCCUCCGGAUUAAUGUCCCGCUCAUUGAAAGCGGCAGCUCUAGCCUUUAGCUCAAUGCGGAUGUUGCCUGUAAUCCAUGGUUUCUGGUUGGAGUACGUACGGUCACUGUGGGGACGACGUCGUCGAUGCACUUAUUAAUGAAGCCGGUGACUGAUGUGCUAAACUCCUCAAUGUUAUCAUAUGAAUCCUGGAACAGAUUCCAGUCUGUGCUUAGUGAAACAGUAGCUUAGCAUCCGCUUCAUCGGACCAGCACAAACACCUGAUUCCACUCAAAGUCUUGAUGAGGACCAGAGUUGUCGACCAGUGAUCAAAAUUACUUUCCUAUGAGUAUAAGUGCCUCAUAAAUUCGAGUUUGACCUUUCACCUGUGACCCUGUGAUGCCUCUUCAGAUGCAUGCAGAGGUAGAGUUUGAGCUGCUGGAGGGAGCUGUGCUGGCUGUAGAGAUGCUCAACGGAACACUGCUACACAACGGACACAUCAUCAAGGUCUGGAUCGAUCCCGCUCUCUCUCUCGUUUUCUGUUUAUCUGACUCUCUUACUCUGUCUCUCUGUCUACGUUUCUCUCUCGUAACCCCCUCUCUAUGCAUCUCUGUCUGGUUUAUCUGACUGUCUCUGUCUACGUUUCUCUCUCGUAACCCCUUCAAUAUGCAUCUCUGUCUGGUUUAACUGACUCUUUCUUCGCUUUGUCUCUCUCAAUCGCUAUCGCUUUCUACCCUGCCUCUCUGUCUGUGUCUCUUUCCCCACUCUCUCUCCCUUUCCUUUUCUCAUAUACUCGUUCUAAUUUCUCCCUCUUCGACCUCUGACCUUUGCUCCCAGUAAUUCACCCUUCUGUCUUGUUGCUCAUGCUCUUUCUGAAUGUAAAUCUAAUGUGUGUUAUAUCUCUCGCCUGCCUGUUAGGUCCAAAGACCUGUAAAGGAGUCCACGCUGGAUCUGGACGUCUUUCUGAGUUGCCUGCAGGACGACCCGCUAAAUGCUAACGUCAUCUACGCCGCAGGGCUAAAGGCUAACGCUAAAACAGCACGGCUUGCAGCCAAAGUCAAUGGGACUGGGCUAAAUGCUGACGCAGCAGCUAAAGUCAAUGAGACUUGGCUAAAUGCUAACGCAGCAGCUAAAUUCAAUGGCACUGGGCUAAAUGCUAACGUAGCAGCACUCCCAGAUAAGGUCAAUAGGGCUAGGCUACACGCUAAAGCGAACCAUUCAGGGCUCUUAGAGAAAGUCAAUGGAACUUUGCUAAAUGCUAAAGCUAAGCUAGCAGAAGCGAAUGGACCCGGGCUACAUGCUAAAGCAAAAUUUGCUAAGCUAGCAGAGCUCUCAGCUGAAGUCAAUGGAACUCUGCUCAAAGCGAAAGCUAUGCUAGCAGAGAUAGCAGCCGAAGCCAAGGUUGGAGCGAGGCUACAGGCUAAGACUGCCGGACUCUGUGAAGAGGACCUCCGUGAGGCCUUCGGACGGUACGGAGCGGUCAAGGGCGUAAUUCUACCUGCAAAGCACUCUGGGAAACAGAAACGUAGGAGACAUGCUUUCUUAAGUGAGUCAAUGCUUCACAUGUACCAAUAUCAUUUAUUUUUUACAUUUUAGUCAUUUAGCAGACGCUCUUAUCCAGAGCAACUUACAGGAGCAAUUAGGGUUAAGUGCCUUGCUCAAGGGCACAGACAGAGCCUUGUCGGCUCGGGGGAUUCGAACCAGCAACCUUUUAGUCACUGGCCCAACGCUCUAACCGCUAGGCUACUUGCCGCCCAUCAUCAAUGACCUGUGUGUAAUUUUAGCUGUUGAAUUUUAGUUGUAUGAUUUCCAAACACGAUAUGCAAUUUGUUAAUAAUCAUAUUAAAGUGUGUGUGUACAAUAUGUGUAUAUUUUCAGAGUAUGAUAGUCCUGACACAGUGGACGCGGUCCUUAGCUCACCUGUGGAACUCUGGGACAGGAAGGUGAGCACCCGCAGAGCCCUGACUCCGCCCCACCUGUGCUCCUGGGUUACUAUGAUGACGACGACUGGGUCCGACAGAGAGACGCCGGACGAGUCCUCACAGGAAACUGGAAGAGAGGAACAGGAAGUGGCGUGUGUGAUGAGGAAGUUGGACCGGCGCGUGGGGAAGCUGUUCAGAUCUCUACCUGACAACACCCUCAGCAUCGUACUGCUGCCUGGGCACAACAGGUGAGGAAAGACACUGACCCAAUCCCAAAUCAUCACCUACGCACUUGUGGAGAUCUGAGAGGCUUGAAUUGGUAUGAGCAAUAUGGUGAUAUCACCUAGCCUAUCAGAGGUCAAUGUGGAGCUAUUACCAGAUCUCUUACACCUGUCAACUCAUCUCAGAUCUCCACAAGUGCUUAGGGGUUGAUUUGGGAUUGGGGCAAAGUCAUGUUAGACACACCAGAAGUGUAUGUAUCCAUUAGUGCACACCGUAGCAAAACGUUUUGCUAAAACAAAAAUGAGUAUCCUUUUGGACGAUGUUUAGUUACGGUAGUCCCUCCCUGUUUUGUCCCUUUGCUUCCACUGGGUUCCUAGUGAAUACACACCCCUGAUGAGGAAAGGGGUUUUCACAGGAUGGGCUGUUGUUUUUCUAAACGGAGAGGGGUGGAUUCUAAUACGCUGUCGGUUUGCUUUUUCAGUUCCCAUGGCGAUGGUCUGUGUUUCCUGGAGGUCAAACAGGGGUCAGCAGCACUCAGUGACCACGCUCACAAUCUGAACACGGACCAAUUCCCUGACACGUGAACACGCUGCCGUGCUUCUACCUGCAUAGGAUUGCAAAAAUACGGCAACUUCCCAAGAUUCCCAGAAAUCCUGGUUGGAGGAUUCUGGAUUUCCUGCUUAUUCCCUCCUGAUUUCGUGAAUCUUCCAACUGAGAUUUCUGGGAAACCGGGACAUUUUGGGUUAACAGUUAAUAUAUUUUUGCAACCCUGCGAUACCGUGUUUUA